Messenger RNA from Prorocentrum cordatum, 947 nucleotides. NCBI's taxonomy places the organism in Eukaryota, Dinophyceae, Prorocentrales, Prorocentraceae. The record is from the annotation of a GenBank genome assembly.
GGCGCGCCUCUCUCGUGAGUCCCCCUUCGGUUCCCUAGUCUGCUGGGCUCAAGCAGGUGCCGAGUCUUGCGCUCGGACCCAGAGCCCUCGCCCCAUCGCGUCGGGAGGUCCCCCCUCGCCUCUCCCAAGGGCCCCGCAGUAGAGCCUCGAGUUCUAGCUCGGGAGGAGGCUCGAGCGGUCCGCCCGCGAAGGCAGAUGGGCGAGCCGGCGGCCCUCACGCGAGCGGACCUGCGGCUCGAGCUCGAAGCGUGGGCCCAGGAAACGGUCAUCGCCGAGGUGAGGAAGGAAAUGGCCAGGCUCGGGGACAGGCUCCAGCACACGGCGGCCAGCACGGACCAGGUCCUCUCGGAGGUGCGCGAGAUGCACGGCAGGUUGGCAGACGCAACCACUUCCAGGUGCAGCGAGUCCGACGUCGGCGGCCACCGGGUGGACCCGGGCGCGGCGAGCCGGGCCGAGCCGUUCCGGGCUGCGGCCCGCCUCGGCGGGUCGCGGCUGUCGACGGAGAGCCAGCUCGGGCCCCUCCACGAGAACCCCCUGCCGCCCGAGCCGACGGAGUGGCGCGGGCUGUCCCUGGUCAGCGCGCCCCUGCCGAACCCUAUCUCGAUGGGCAGCAAGGGCCCCAGCGCGCGCCCGCCGAAGGCGGGCACGCGCGACACUUUGCCGCUGCGGGACGGAACGCGCCCGCGGUCGCCAGACAAGGAGCCCCCCGUGCUGCCAGACACCGACCAGCGCUCGCUUGACAGGGAGCUCCCAGGCAUGCCGCCCUCGCCGAGGAUGCUCGAGGCAGCUGGGGCCAGACUGAGGUUUGCGGCCGAGGACGAGGAUGUCGGGGAGCACCAUUGGAACGGCUCCACCGACCAAGAGGACAGCGUCUCGCCGAAGAGCUUCGCGGAGGGGCGGGCCACGCGCUCCACCGUGGCGCCCCUCAGCAGGACCACGCCCCCCCC